AUGAACGUUGCCAUCUGGACUUUUGUGUCGGCUUGUCCGGGACCAUCACCGAAACCGGACAUCCAUACCGGCGAAGUCCAGCUGGACCAUCAGACAAAGACCUUGAAAGUAAGCCUCGUCGAAGCUGAAGCUGGAAUAGGCCUCGACCAGGUGAUACCAAGCACUCUCGGACAGGAGCUGCUUGGUCUCACGAUCAACCGAAGGUACAAGAUCUUUCAUGAUCCGGAAGCUCAAAGCGAGCAUCGGAUAGAGCACGAUGUCAGGAGGGCGCUCGCUACUGGCCCAAGGUUGUAG
Molecule: messenger RNA, 294 nt
Organism: Fulvia fulva
Lineage: Eukaryota; Fungi; Ascomycota; Dothideomycetes; Mycosphaerellales; Mycosphaerellaceae
Exons: 1
Coding region: 1-294 (97 amino acids)
Source: RefSeq, a predicted model, not a curated record